Messenger RNA from Ambispora leptoticha, 690 nucleotides. Lineage: Eukaryota; Fungi; Glomeromycota; Glomeromycetes; Archaeosporales; Ambisporaceae. The record is from the annotation of a GenBank genome assembly.
AUGAAGACUGCACUUGUUCUUGCUCUUUUCUUCAUUCUCUUUGGUUUCAGUGCCGCUACAGAUUUUAACUUAAUCUCACCAUGGGGAAAUUCUGUUUGGACAUCUGGCACUGAUCAAACGGUAAUAUGGGGGGUUUUGACAAAAGGUGCCGAUGCAUCUGCGCCCGAUGUUAAAACAUGUAACCUAGAUCUUAUGCAAGGUGACUUCAACAAUGCCAACUUGGUUGCCCAUAUCGGUAGCAAUCUCGAUGUGAAUAUGGGUAAAUACUUGUGGAAGAAUGUUCCCGAUUACCCAGCUGGCAAUAAUUACUUUGUCCGUGUUGGUAAUCCCGCCUGGUGGAGAUAUGGUCAUGCUUUCACUUUCCAAGGCAAGGGUACCGUAAAAUCAUUGGCACAGCCUGCAUACAACGCAUCUGCCCAUGCUGCCGAUGGACCUUCCAAUAUUGGAAACACCAAUUCAACUGCCAUUGCCGCUGCUGGAGGAAACACCACAUCACUUGUUACCGACAACUCAUCAAAUUCAACAUCAUCAUCAAGCAGCACCAGCAGUGCAUCAAGCAGCUCAUCAAGUUCCUCCUCAACAUCAAAACCAUCUUCAAAUUCCGAUCCAUCAAAAAAUGCUGCCGCCACCACCAACGCUGCUUUGUCUGCUAUCGCAUUGACCUUCGUCGCUGCUUUGUUCAACCUUUAA